Molecule: messenger RNA, 943 nt
Organism: Sander lucioperca (pikeperch)
Lineage: Eukaryota; Metazoa; Chordata; Actinopteri; Perciformes; Percidae
Product: C-type lectin domain family 2 member B-like
Exons: 6
Coding region: 166-852 (228 amino acids)
Source: RefSeq, a predicted model, not a curated record
UGACACAACUGUCAUUGUGAAAUUAGUAGCCAUAUAUGGGCACUGAUGGAUCAAUCUACAGAGUGAUUAAUCAGUGCCCAUUUAUGGAAAGGUGGAUGGUGGCUAUAAGUACAGUACAUUUUGUAGCCAUCUCUAACAGAUGGUUCAACUGUCAAAAGAAUAGACAUGGCAGACUACAUCAAUUCACAAGUAACUGGAGAGAGGAGUAGUUUAGAGAAGAGAGAAAAUGUCCAUUCAGGAGGGUCAAAAGUCUACAGGGUUGUUGGAGUCAGCUUCGGUCUGCUGUGCAUCAUUCAGUCUGCUCUCAAUAUUUCUCUUCGGCUCCAACAAAGUGGAUUUUGUAACAAGUCCGACCAGAUCAGAGAUAAUGAGAUGUUGAAGGACCAGCUCAGGCGACAACAAGAUCAGAUAACGGAGCUUCAAACUGAAAGAGAACGCAUGAUAAUGAGGCUUUGUAAAAUGGCAGAAAAAAAAAAACAAGGCUGUCCCCGGGGAUGGCAGCUAUACAUGUCCAGCUGUUACUACGUUUCUACUGUGAAAGAGACCUGGGAGAAUGCCCAGAACGACUGUGUGGCGAAAGAAGCUCAUCUUGUGAUUUUAAAUGAUAGAAGGGAAGAGGAUGCUCUCCGUGCUUUUGGAAGUCAAGACUCGUGGAUCGGCUUGAGCCGUCAACGAAAUGGUCGGUCGUAUCCACUGAGAUGGGUGGACGGAAGCCCACUGACUAAUAUUGACAGGAUUCAGCAGUCAGUUGAUCGACAUGUCACCUGCGCCUAUGCCAACGCUAAGAAAUGGGUCCUUUCCAACUGCGGAGAACAACGCUACUGGGUGUGUGAGAAGAAACGGCUCUGCUGAAUACCAUUUUAUGUGUGCUUUGUAAUGAGUGUUGUAUUAACUAUGUGAUGUUGUGUUUUGUCUCUGGCUGAUGAAGAAAUGUCAGUAAAAA